Molecule: messenger RNA, 1639 nt
Organism: Ostrea edulis (European flat oyster)
Lineage: Eukaryota; Metazoa; Mollusca; Bivalvia; Ostreida; Ostreidae
Exons: 4
Coding region: 49-951 (300 amino acids)
Source: RefSeq, a predicted model, not a curated record
AGAAAACCUGUAAACGUAAGAAAAGGAACAAGGAGAAGAGAAGUUAACAUGGCAACAACUAUCUCAUUAUCAGAACUGAUGAAUCAGAAAGGCCAGGUACCUUACACCAAGAGUUUAAAGGUCAAGGUUAUUGCUAGGGAGAAAGAAUUCUCAUACAAAAAUGAAAAGAAUGAGGACCGUGUCCUGGUCAACUGUGCUGUUGCUGAUAAGUCCACAGCCAUUAAAUGCACAGUUUAUGAUGCCUCCAAAUUCCCAAGGUUCACAGAGGGAAAAUCCAUUAUCCUGAGAAACAUCAUAAAGAAAGUCGAUGCUGUGAUGGUCACCACAAACACCAAGGUGUUUCCUUGUGGUGAUGUGGGCGUGCCAAACGAGAUAGUUAGAAAGGCACAAAUUAUACUAAAUCCUCCCCCUGCACCCACAAAACCAGUCAGUGAGGCCCUGAAUUCACCCCCAAAAGUGCGGGUGUCCAUUAAAGGGAGAAUCAUGCAGGAGGAAGCCACAAGAGAGGUAUUUGUAAGAGAGGAGAGGGUGAAAGUGAAAAAUAUUUUCAUUGAAGACUCCUCCAGCAAAUGCAAAGUUGCACUAUGGCGCAACUUUGCAGACAAAGACAUCCGCCCAGGUGACUACGUCCACAUCACAGAUGUUGUUACCAACACAUUUAGGAAUGAGGUGUCCCUUACAACCACCACUAAAACUAAAAUUUCCAAGACAGAUUGUCCUCCAGAAGUGAAGAUAUAUAAUGCCAUUUCUGUGUGUCUGGACGGAGACGAAAUGACCUUCCUCCUCCAUGAUGACAGCAUACUUUGCAUUCCAUUUGAGUUGGUGGAAGUCGCUCUUCCAGAGGUGAAAAAGGGAGACAUUGAAACCCACAUCUUAAACAGAUGUAAACCAACACUGUCUUUGAGGUGCACUUCGAAGGGCAGUAGGGUUACAAGUGUUGAACUUAUGUAAAAGUUGUUCAGGGUGUGCUGUUUUAGUAAUAACCGUGAUAAAGAAGUCAAGUUUAUUUGGAUAUGAAAUAGUGUCAAAGUCAAAAUUCCAGAUGAAGCAUUGAUUUUCUUUCGAACCUUAUCCUGACGCUUAUAUGGCAACUGACACUGAGUUUGUGUCUGUUUUGUCACUUCUUAUGUGAACCGAGUGAACACUAUAGUUAACAUUAACAAAUGUGAUAAACAUAUAUUAUAAAGAACUAUACUGCAUGUAUUGUAAGUUCUUUACUUUUCUUACUUUGCUUCAGAUAUUUCAUUUGUUUUGUUUUGUCAAAAUCCUGUGUACAUGUAUUCAACAUGUUAUAUUUACUGUUAACUUUUUGACAGUAAGAAAUCCUGCUUUUUCAAUUCAAGGCAACAUGCUACAGAGCAAUUCCUUCAAUGUUUAAGACUUUUUGUAUUCACUAGUGCAUUAUUUACAUACAAUUUUGUUGUGCAUGAUAUCAAUUUUAUAUCACAGAAAAGUGUUCAACAAUUUCAGUGUGCAGUAUGAACAUAUCCCGAGAGUCAUUUACAGUUUGCCUCACAAUUUUUCAAUUAGUGCUAGAAUAUGAUGCAAAAACCAAUCAGGAUGAGCAAUCAAAUGGCAGUUCCAGCCUAAACCCCCAUCUCAGAUUUUUUUCAAAAUAGUACCAAAAAACAAGAUGCCA